AUGGCGAACGCAUCGACAAAACGUAUCGCCGCGGCCAACGAGAAGCUUCUCAAGGCUCUGCCCAAGAACUUCUACAUGAUCAAUAUCCUCGCCAUCCUCGUCCGCAUCAUGAAGUGGAAGGUGUACCACCGCCAGCUGCUGCCUGGCGGUUUCGUGGGCUUCCUCCACGGACUGGGGUUCAUCGCAUCGAUCUUCAUCUGGCGCUGGUUCGUCGAGAUCGGCACACCAACGCGCAAUGCUAAGGGUGACCUCCGCGUACCCGAGGACUUGGGAUCCAGCGGCGUGAUCGAGAUGGCCUGGGAUGUCAUCUAUAUCACGUGGAUCUGCACACUCGGCGGCGCGCUCCUCGGAAACUGGGUGUGGUGGUUGUCCGCCCUGAUUCCCUGCUUUGCAGGGUGGAAGCUCUUCGGUGUCGCCAGGCCCUUCCUCGGUAUGUUCCUGCCCGGCCUCUUCGGGCCCAAGGCGCCCAAGGAGGAGGCGCCUGCCGCUGCUGCCAGCGGCGCGCAGCCAGGCGAGUCGCGCAAGCAGGCCAAGCUGCGCGCGCGGGCAGACAAGGGUGACCGGCGGGUGCAGUCGGUACGGCGCUAA
Molecule: messenger RNA, 588 nt
Organism: Cutaneotrichosporon cavernicola
Lineage: Eukaryota; Fungi; Basidiomycota; Tremellomycetes; Trichosporonales; Trichosporonaceae
Exons: 4
Coding region: 1-588 (195 amino acids)
Biological process (GO): vacuolar protein processing
Cellular component (GO): intracellular membrane-bounded organelle
Source: RefSeq, a predicted model, not a curated record